ACUAUUGUGCGCGCUCGGUUAAAUUCCGAACCAUUUCUCUCAACAUGGCCGAAUUGUGAACGUAACAUUUGUUUAACACAUCGUCUUCAAGUUGCAAAAAUGGAAUCAAAUCCACGUGUGAGAUCGCAUCAAAGUGAGAUAAGAGUUAACCACGCCAGUUGGCAUCGCCCGCUAAAUUUCCAGCAUUGUGCGCGCAGUGUAAAUCGUAUUCGCAGUGAGGAUUUUCCGACGGACGACGUGACUAUCACAGCAUUGCAGUGUCAUCGACCAUAUUGGUGUUGUGCGCACGCCACGGACGAGUAUUAAAAUAUUCCCCAAGUGUUUCACAAAAAGAAAACCAACCACAGCCACAAUAUGUUGGGUAAUAAACGAAUGAAUUCACAUUCGACACCGCCAGGCAUCGGCCUGUCGUAUAUCAUGGGACAAGUGCAACACACGCGCACGUUCGCCACCAGCGCGAAUCUCAAAAACAACCUCCAGGGUCAAAAUCAAUGCAAGAUGGGUAUUGGCAGGACGGGGAAGAGUAUUCUAUGCGACGAGGGUAGCGCGAAAGUCAUCAAUCGCGAUAAUAACUAUCCAAACAACGAGCGAAAAACAAGCGAAGAUAUGAGUUGUUCCGAUAACACGCUGUUUUGUCCGGUUGUGGAAGUUGCACACUCCUUGACGAUCAUUUCAUCAGUCAGAAGGACAGUCUCCGAGUGUCCUAGUGAAGAUAGUUAUGUGGUUUUCGAAGGGUGUGAUACGGAAUUAGAUGAUUUAGAUUCAAAUUUUGAUGAUGAGGAUGAUUCGGAUGAGAGUGAUGACGACAUCUAUUGGGAAAGGGACAAACAACACAAGACUGAAGAAGCGGACUGUAAAAGUUCAUCAGACAAGAAGGUGCAUUUCCCGCCCGAUGAACAACUCGCCGAAGUACACCGCAUGAUCAUGUGGUCGUUUGCGUACCGCGCAUGUCGCAAAGGUCACUGGGAGCAGUACAGUCGCGACCGUGCACGUUUCCAGCGCCGGAUCGACUCCUGCCGCGAUGAGAUCAGCCGAAUUUUAGACCAAAAUCACCGGGAGAAGAUAUACCAGGAACGCUUUUUACCCCCUGCCACUACCACCACACAAGAACCAAUCAAAUCUCAGAGGAAAACAUAUAGUACAUGCGGGAGUAUAGAUGAAAAGAAGAAAAACCGACCCAAGAGACACAAACGACGAAGAAACGGCAAGAAAAAACGGAAAAACCGCCACAAGUCGCGGCGAUAAGUUAUAAAAUCUGCAUUGUUUGUAAAUUAAGAAAGAUCUGUGAUAAAAUAUCUGCCGCCGGGAGAGAAAAUGGAGAAAAAUGUAUAAAUAUUCUAUUGUAAAUAAUCUUAAAAUGUAAAAUAUGUAUAAAAACCAUAGGGCGAAAUUAACACACGGUGAGAGGGUUUGUUGCGAAUGUAGUUACCACAUGUGAAAAGUAAAUUCUUAUAGAAUACAAAGUGACUUAAGUCAUGUUGAGUUUUGGCGAAUAAAUACAUUUCAAUAUUGUAA
This is a messenger RNA of Dalotia coriaria, 1515 nucleotides long. It is a transcript of the gene PPP1R15, whose product is annotated as Protein phosphatase 1 regulatory subunit 15. Gene Ontology annotation, cellular component: protein phosphatase type 1 complex; endoplasmic reticulum. The transcript has 2 exons. NCBI's taxonomy places the organism in Eukaryota, Metazoa, Arthropoda, Insecta, Coleoptera, Staphylinidae. Bases 355 to 1245 code for a protein of 296 amino acids. Gene Ontology annotation, biological process: response to endoplasmic reticulum stress. Gene Ontology annotation, molecular function: protein phosphatase regulator activity. The record is from RefSeq and is a predicted model, not a curated record.